Nezara viridula (southern green stink bug) is the source of this 5687-nucleotide messenger RNA. NCBI's taxonomy places the organism in Eukaryota, Metazoa, Arthropoda, Insecta, Hemiptera, Pentatomidae. The record is from the annotation of a GenBank genome assembly.
AUGGAUUAUUCGCAACUCAAUAUUGGAUUAGAGAGCAAGUUAAUAUUAGCCGUUGGGCUAACAGCGAUUGAGGAAGCUGUGGAUGAGGUUCUUGCAAUAACGGAGAAAGUUGUCAUACGUGUCGAGGACCUGCUGACAUGGAUUACACACGCUACGGAUUGGCAUUGGGGACUCGGGGCUGUUUGGGGAAAAGGAACUCCAGCUUCCCUCACACCACCUUACACUUUUACAAUAGACAUGGAUGAUGUCAAUAAAGAAAAGGAAGCAUUAGAGACUAACCAUUGGGAAACUCAGACAGGCGUGGUUGUUCUCAGCUACCCUCGCUACUGUAGGUACAGAGGCGUCAUGAAGAGGCUGCAAGGGGUUGAAGAGGAUUGGUUAAGAACUUCGAUGGUGGUUGCACUUGGUGGAUUCACAGCCCCUUGGAAAAACACCAGAAUCCUCUUCUGUAAAGAAACAUUUGAUUAUCCUGAACUAGAGGGUCAUGAGCUGCUCUGCAAUCAUUUAGCUCCAAAAUUAAAAGGACGGCCUCGGAAGCGUAAACGUGCCACCCAGUCGCCAACUGAAUCAGAAACAGAGAGCGAAAGCUCUCAAUCCACAGCCAGUUCCUCAACUUCAAAGGCUAAACCCCUUCCAAAACCGGCAACAGUGAAGCCUCGAUUGAGGUGUACCCUCGAAGUGACAAAAAGACCCACCAGGGGCCCUUCCAUUGAUGAGAGGAAUUUCAUGAAUGCUCUGCACGUUUUCAUGAAAGACAGGAAAACUCCAAUUUCUAGGAUACCAGUUGUAGGUUUUAAAGAAGGAGGUUACGAUGUUGUAACUGCUGGUAAGCUUUGGAAGUAUGUUUAUGAAGUUAUGGGAGGUGACAUGACUAGCACAAGCGCUGCCACUCUUUCUCGUAGACACUAUGAAAAGCUACUUCUUCCAUAUGAAAGACAUGUCAAUGGUGUGAAGACCCCUCAGCCAAAACUGAAACCUUGUCUUCCACCUAUUACAUCUCCACAAGCUAAGGGAUCCUCCUUGCGUAACAUCAGGUUAAAGCAGGAAAAAACAACUGGUGGCAAGGAGAACAUCCCUCAGGAAAAGGGAUCGGAGGGAAAGCUGUCAAACGAGCCCGAAAUAAUAGACCUUGUUAGCGAUGAGCCUCCCGUGAAGAGCGAGGACAGGGGAAACAGACUGCCCAUCUCGGUCACAGCCACCCCACGGGCACUCAGCCCACUGCUGAAGAAGCAGAAGCUGGAAAUCCUGAAAGAGGGAGGCCUAGAGGUAACACCCGUGACCCCAGUCACUGCAAACAGCAGGAACUCCGUGAUAAGGCAAGCAGCUCUUCCUCCACCGAGGCCUGCAUCGCUCAUGUUCAGGGAGUCCAAGGUAUCCAUCACCGUCACUCCAGAUCUCCCCCAUCUCCUUUCACCUCCAGGUCCUUCAAGUGGCAGUAGUAGCAGUAGUGGUAGCAGUAAGAGGGCAGUCUACGGGAAUCCUAAGGAAGUCUUUGUUGCACCGCCUGCACCAUCAGGAGAAGUUCUCGACUUGAGGACAAAACCACGGAUCAAUAUCGGAUCCAAUCUAGAAAUAACACUGGUUCCUCCUAAAAUACAACAUAAACAUCCUAUCCCAUCGCAUGCUCGAACAUUGCCACCUAUAGCUCCAAAACCACUAGGAUACCAAUAUCCUUACAAACAUUCGUACAUGCCCGUUGUUGACCAUCGCCAAGUGUACCUGUCGGCCUCGGCCAUAUACAACAACAUGUAUGCUAGACCCUACGCUCCACAGCAGUUACCGCACAUGGUCUACAGGGAACUCCUUCGAAGGCAAGUCUUCCCCUCGUUGGAUGGGACCACAUCCAUCACUCUUGUGGGUCAGACUCCAACGUCUAAAUGACAUAAACCUACUCUUUAAUUUAAUCCUUCUGUUUAUUUUUGAAUCACACCCAAAUCAAAAUAUCGUUUCUCACUUUACCUUCUUAAUUUUACAAGUUGUAUUUUUUAAAACCCGAUACAUAAAUAAUAUAAAACUUAUUAAUUGCAAUAGUUUUAAAUGGGAAAAUGCUCUGUGUUGUGGGCUGUUUAUAUUGGGGUAAAGUUCCUUGUUAAGCAUAGUAUAUCUAGAAAUGAUUCGGCAUUAGCGUGAAGUAAUUGUGUCGCUUAAUAACAUUCCUUGCUGUCCUGUAUGGCCUUAGUAAUAUGUAAUCGUAUCAUCAUUCAAAAGCUGAGAUGUAAGACUGAAGGGUACUCGUCACCAAAACUAUUUCAAUCUGUAACUUCAUUUCUAAAGCAAAAACUGAAUAAAUAACUGGGUUUCUCUUACUCAUUUAUUUAAUUUCUAUGCCCCAUUUAAGGACGUUAAAAAAUCAACAAACAUUUUUUUAUGAAAUUUAUUCUUAGGUAUUAAGCCUAUUUCAAGUUGCUGUAUAAGUAUACUACUUGAAAUACAACUGUAUCAAUAGUGUACCUGCAAAAUUUUGCAAUCUUAAAAUAAAGAUUUUUCCAUCUCUAUAGCAAAACAAAUGGUUCCUGAUUGAAUGUAGUUCACCAUUUUAACAUUAUUAGCCUAAUCAGUUGCCUAUGACAGGUCAUUACAAAUCUAUAAGUUUUGAAGGAUUUUCGGCCAAUGGAGUUUUUUCUUCUCAAAAAUUAUUUCAGAAGCACUUAUGCAGUUUUGCAGGUAUACUUUUGAUAUGCUUUAUGGAUGAGGCUUUGAGUUAAAGCCGAAACAAAAAGAAAAAUUUUGCUAUAUUUAACCAACUUUGACAUGGAUAUAUCAAUGGAUAUUAAUGUGAUUCGUCAUUCAAAAUUGCUUAACAUUUUUUAUGACAGCAUUGAAAAUGCAAUUAGCUUAGGGCACCUGAAAAAUUUAAAUUGGGUGUAAUUGAGAAUGAUUUCAGGAGAAAAUGUAACAGAAAAGUUACAAUUUUAAUCGUGCAAUUUUAUUGCCUAGUGCUUUGAAGUAGUAAUCUUGGAAACCUUAUCAUACAUUUUAAUUAAACUAUAUUUAAUAUAUGAAAUUAGAUAUAUUUAUUUCUUCCUAAUAUAAAACCAUGAUUGAUACACGGAAUUUUAUUCUGAAAAAAAAGUCAAUGCCUUGUUUAUAUUUUUAGACUUUUCCAUCUAAAAGUUUAAUAAUGUGUUGACAUCAAAACGUAAAAAAAAAACUGAUUGCGACUGAAAAUAACACUUUAAUAUUCAGAUCCCAUUUCCUGUAUCGUAUAUAAAUAUAUAUUUUAUAUAGUACAAAAAUUAAAAGAUAUUAGAUGUUGUAGAUUGUAUGUAUGUGAAUAUGUCACCUUUAAAUUGAAAGAAACUAGGGCCAUUUUUUUUUUAAUGUAUACUUUUAGAUUAAGUUUUUGUAAAUAUAUAUAUAUAUAUACAUAUGAAUACACGGAUAAUGUUUGAAACCCCUAACACUAUUAUAAAUUAUUAUAUAAGAAAAAUAUCUUGUCUCUAAUAGAUAUAGCUUUAACAUUGGAGAAAAUUACAUAUAUUUAUUUAACAUCUAGUUAAUUAUUAAAAGAUGUCUGUGUAAGUAGUUGUAUGAUUUAAAUUGUGUAAUAGGUUUAUGAGAAAUGUUUUAUUUUACAGAUGUUAUAAAAUGUUCAUACUGAGUAACAAUAAGUUAUCAAUGAAGUUACUGUUGAAGUAAUUAUUGAACUUUAAACUUUGGGUCUAUAAAUAUCGAACAUGAAGUUUUCUUGAAAAAAAAUCUGAAAUAUAGAAAUUUCAAUAGAUUUUAAAUACAGAAAUUUUAAUUGUUAUCAUACGAAUGUAUUUACUACAUUCUAAAAACAAUUAUUAGAAAUGAAAGAAUUUUUUUAAGUAAGAUAAAAAGAAAAUUGAGCAAUCAAAAACACAUGUACAUUUUCUAUGUACAUUCGUGUAAUUUUAAUUCUUCUUGUUCCUCUUAUUUUCAUAAUUAUAACUUUUUUAUUUGAAAUAUUCAGAUUUGAUAUAAUGAAGACAAAAAAAAAAAAUUGUAAGUAUUUGUCAAUAGAGUGCAAUGAAAAAAUUAGCCAGUCCGUGUAACUUUAUUUUUUGGCUCAUAGAAUUUAUCUCCUUCGUUUGAUUAACUGUUAAAUAAUAAUCAGCUAUCAAGAACCUUAUAGAUUCUGAUUACUAAUUUUUAACUAUCAAAGACUAAUCUUUUUUUUUUUUUUUUUUACCACCAUUAAAAGUUCUUUUACUAGUCAAACUCUUAAACCAUAAUGGCUGAUUGUUGUCAGUAUGUUUCGUUUGAUUUUUAUUAAAGUUUGUUUUUAUCCAUUAAUGGGAUUUGUUUCUGUGCCAAUAUAUUGACAAUAUUAUUUAUCCGAAAUGUUGUGUUCAUUUGGGUUUUAUAUAUGAAUAUUACAUAUAAUAGCAUUGUUUUCGUUUUCACAUAUUGUUUGUAAAAAGUUAAUUUUAAUUCUUUUUUUGUAUGUAAGUUAAGGAAAUAUAGCUUUAUUAGAGUAAAUGUGGAUAUAACAAUAAAGAUUGAUAUUACCUAGUUUUAUAGAUAUUCUAAAUGUUACUUAAUCGAGAAAAUAAAUAAAUACAUUUUAAAAAAAUUCACUCACUGUUCUAAGUGUUUUAUUGUAUAUGUGUAAUUUGGAAAUGUGUGUUUGUCAUAUAAUGUAUGUGUGUUUUUUACAUGAAAGCCAUGUAGAAAAAAGUGAUGAUUCUGAAUUUUUUUUUUUUUUUAAUAUUUAAGUUAUUGUGAUGAAUAUUAGUCAGUAGAAAUGUUUUGUACAAAAUAAUUGUUUAAGAAUAAUUAUAUAUACAUAAGAAUAUAUUAUACAUACAGAGUUAAAUAUUAUUUUAUGUAUGCAAAUGUAUGUUAAUGCUUUAAAACUGAAAAGAAAUUACAUAACAUAUUUUAUUGAGAGGUGGGUGAUUAAAAUAGCUUUGAAGUUGUGAAUUUCCAAACUGCUCGUUUAUAUUUUUCUUUGUACUAUUUCUUAUAAAAAAAACAAAACCAUUGAAGCACAACUUUUGAAUUUUGACCCACGUUUCUUUUGUAUAAUAUCUUUUUUUUUUUUACAUCUAUAAAUUAACUUGUAUAUUUUUAUGGGAGAGUAAAUUUUUCAGAACAGCAGUAUAGUUUGCUGUAAUUGUGUUUAAUUGAAAAUGUGAAAAUUAGAUAUUAGUUGUAGCCAUAGAAAGUAGAGCUCUAGUUAUAGAUUUAUAGUGUUUUGAGAAGUAGAGCUUUAUGUAAAAAAUGUGGAGUUAAUCGAGUGCAUUGAAAAUUCGAAACACAUGACGUAAAUGUGUGAAAUUAAUUUUUAUAAUACAUAUUUAAGAAAAGAAACGAAGAAUAUAAUAAACAAAAAAAGAGCCCAUUGCCAUUUUACUUUUUUCAAAGAAGGAUAUCAUUACAAAUAUUAUUUCCUUAAAAUAAUUAAAAUAUGUAUCUCUUUUUUAAAAAAUAAGUAGGGGUAGAUAUAAAUGACAAGUAAUUUAGCCUAUCCGAUAGUGGUUCUUAUAUAUUUAUAUAUCCUCUAUACCACUAUAUUGUCAGAGUUCUAUUUCCUUCCCAGUCAGUUUAAAAUUGUAUGCUUUUAAAAUUUAUAUAAAUAUGGCAAAUCGAAAGUGUGUUGGCUUUUUUUUUAUCUAGUUACUGUGAUGUCUUACUAAGUUAUCUUAAGUUAUGUACAUCUUUUACUUUUAUAAUGGAAAUAUAUAUGUAAAUACAUAAAUAUAUAUAUCUAUAACUUA